Messenger RNA from Microplitis demolitor, 1629 nucleotides. RefSeq names its product histone acetyltransferase KAT8 (gene mof). The record is from RefSeq and is a predicted model, not a curated record. The coding region runs from base 8 to 1375 and encodes 455 amino acids. Gene Ontology annotation, biological process: regulation of DNA-templated transcription. The transcript is spliced from 7 exons. Gene Ontology annotation, molecular function: histone acetyltransferase activity. Lineage: Eukaryota; Metazoa; Arthropoda; Insecta; Hymenoptera; Braconidae.
AUCCAAGAUGGCGGCUAUGGAGCAACGAGGCAAGGACAGUACCGUUGGUAGUGCUAAGGAAAUAAUGGUGAAGCAAGAAAAACGUGAAAACACAAUAACAAAUGGUGGAAAAGAAUCUGGUGAUGAUGCUGACAGCUCCGAGGAAGUGCGUUUGGACGUUGGCGAACACUAUCUCGUACGGAGAUCCGAUGACUCUUGGCACCCAGCGGAAGUAAUUCAAAGCCGAUACAAUGAAGUGGAAUCUCACUACGAAUAUUAUGUACAUUAUGAAGGAUACAACAGAAGACUGGACGAAUGGGUACCAAGAGACAGGAUAAUGUCCAGUAGAUUUGAUAUGAGUGACAGUAGUUGGAAAACUAGUGAGCACAAUCCCGCGAGUGAUUUGUUAGCUGACUCAUCUGACAGAAAGAUCACGAGAAAUCAGAAGAGACGGCAUGACGAAAUUAAUCACAUACAAAAGACUUACGCGGAGAUGGAUCCUACGACAGCGGCACUGGAAAAAGAACAUGAGGCUAUCACUAAAGUUAAAUAUAUUGACAAAAUUCAAAUUGGAAAAUAUGAAAUUGAUACCUGGUAUUUUAGUCCUUAUCCAGAAGAAUAUGGCAAGCAACCAAAAUUAUGGAUCUGUGAAUACUGUCUAAAAUAUAUGAGACUAGAAAAAACUUAUCGCUAUCACAUGAGUGAGUGUACACACAGACAACCAGUUGGCAAAGAAAUAUAUCGUAAAGGGACUCUGAGUAUUUGGGAAGUUGAUGGCAGAGAACACAAAGUCUAUUGUCAAAAUCUUUGUCUUCUUGCUAAAUUAUUUUUAGACCACAAAACUUUAUAUUUUGAUGUCGAGCCGUUUCUUUUUUAUAUUCUGUGCGAAGUUGAUAAACACGGAGCUCAUUUAGUUGGGUAUUUUUCAAAAGAAAAAGAGUCACCAGAUGGUAAUAAUGUCGCGUGUAUUUUAACACUACCGCCGUUUCAAAGACAAGGCUACGGAAAACUUUUAAUAGCAUUUAGUUACGAAUUAAGUAGAAUCGAACAAACUGUUGGAAGUCCGGAAAAACCAUUGAGUGAUCUCGGUAAAUUGUCAUACCGCAGUUAUUGGAGUUGGAUUCUUUUAGAAAUAUUACGCGAUUUUAGAGGAACUUUAAGUAUCAAAGAUCUCAGUCAAAUGACAAGUAUAUCACAGACAGACAUAAUAUCAACUCUGCAAAGUAUGAACAUGGUAAAAUACUGGAAAGGACAACACGUAAUUUGUGUAACACCAAAAUUAGUUGAGGAACACAUAAAAAGUUCACAAUUUAAAAGGCCAAGAUUGACAGUCGACAGCACGGCGCUGAGAUGGGGCGCGCCGCCAAGGAAAAAUUUAAAACCUGGAAAAAAAUAACAGCUCAUUUAAAUUAACACACGAGCUGGAUUAUUUAAUUUUAAAUAUUUGAAUUCUGUAAUUCUUGGAUAUUCUUGAAUUACUAUUUCCUCAAGACACUUUUUUAUUUACUGCGUCAUUUUAAAAUAGACUCUCACAAGCUUUAUUAUUAAUAUUAUUAUUAUUAUUAUUAUUAUUAUUAUUAUUAUUAUUAUUAUUAUUAUUAUCUUGUACAAAAUAAUUUCGGGUUCAAAUUUGAAUACGGAAUACACUAA